Molecule: messenger RNA, 2119 nt
Organism: Phaedon cochleariae (mustard beetle)
Lineage: Eukaryota; Metazoa; Arthropoda; Insecta; Coleoptera; Chrysomelidae
Source: the annotation of a GenBank genome assembly
AUGGUACUCAGCACCGAAUGGUCUCAAGUUGAAGUGAUUGAUCUUCUGAAUGAUGGUUCUGGUCUCGGCUUCGGAAUUGUCGGGGGCCGCAGCACUGGGGUCGUGAUAAAAUCCAUUCUUCCUGGUGGCAUCGCUGACAAAGAUAACCGCUUGCAAAGCGGAGAUCAUAUCCUGCAAAUUGGAGAAGUCAAUCUAAGAGGAUUAACUGCAGAGCAGGUGGCUACUGUACUUAGACAGACUGGACAGCAGGUGAGAAUGGUAGUAGCAAGAUCUAUAGAUCCUAGUUCAGCUGACUUCAGUGUAUAUAACUGCUCAGCACCAAUUGUACCAACAAAGAUACUCACUGAUCCUGAAGAGUUAGAUAGACAACUGCAGAAUGGCUAUCACUCUUCUUUUUAUCAAUAUGCUGAAGCUUUAGAAGUGUUCAAAAAUGAUUUGAUCCAAAACCAAGUAGAAAAUUGCAUCAAUGAUCUUAAUUGUGAAAAUGCAUUGACUGUUGAUGAGAAUAAAGAAAACAUUACACCAAAUGGGUUGUCUACAAAUGAGCCUACACAGAUAAUCCUGGCACAAAUUGAUAUUGAUCAUAAUUGUGUGGAAUCAGAAACUGAGAAGUUUACUGUUGAUCUAAGAAAGGAUGAAUUAGGAUUGGGAAUUACUAUAGCAGGCUAUGUUUGUGAAAGAGAAUCCUUGUGUGGUAUUUUUGUAAAAAGUCUAAAUGAAAAUUCAGAAGCCUACAAAUGUGGUAAAAUAAAGAUCAAUGAUCGCAUUGUAGAAGUGGAUGGACAAUCCCUGGAAAAUUGUACCAACUAUGAAGCUGUGAAAAAACUCAAAGAAACCAGUUCUGAAGUUACCAUUACAUUUGAGAGAUAUCUGAGUGGCCCUAAAUUUGAGCAACUGCAAGAAGCUCUUGCUGAUAGGGAACAUAACUUGGAUAUCAGUCCAGUUUCUCCUUCUUUGACAACUUUAAGUUGGAUUCCUCUAGAUAAUACAGAGCAACCAAUUGAUGGUGAUAGAGCUUCUCUGCAGAGUGUCAAUAGUGCCAUAUAUGACCAGAACCCUGAAACUAAAGAGAUAUUCAUUGAAGAAAACUUUGAAGCUGACCUAGCUGGUGAUCUAGAAACAGCUAUCAAGAAAAAGUGGCAGGGUAUUGUUGGAAAGGGGGCAGAUAUUGUAGUAGUACAUUUGACUAAACUGAAAGGUCUAGGAAUUAGUUUGGAAGGUACUGUUGAUGUAGAAGGAGGUAUAGAACUUAGGCCUCAUCACUACAUACGUUCAAUCCUACCUGAAGGACCAGUGGGACAAAAUGGAGUCUUAAACCCAGGAGAUGAACUAUUAGAGGUUAAUGGGCAAAAGUUGAUGGGAAUCAAACAUGUCGAGGUAGUAAAAAUCCUGAGAGAAUUACCCAGCACCGUUCGAUUGGUUUGUUACCGUGAAAAUCAAUGUAAUAGAGUGAUAAAUACAUCACAGGACAGGGAGGCUUUUGAGGCUCGCAAUAUAUUGGGAGGCAGCUUGAAAAACCUCUUGCCACAGCCAGAACAAAAGCUGAUCAAGGCUUUGAGUGAUACUAGUCUGAAUACAUCUAGUACUGUUACAGCAACAGACGAACCCAACCUACAAAAGGCCAAAUCCCGGUCUCUAGAAGUCACCAACGUCGCCAUGUGGUCGGAGGAGGUCGAGUACGUGGACCUCGUGAAAGGCGACAGGGGCCUCGGCUUCUCCAUCCUGGACUACCAGGACCCGCUCGAUUCCACGGCCAGCGUGAUCGUGGUGCGCAGCCUCGUGCCUCACGGGGCGGCCGAGCAGGACGGCCGAUUGACGCCGGGAGACAGGUUGGUGAGCGUUAACGGCAAAGGGAUCAGGAACGCCACUUUGGAUCAGGCGGUGCAGGCGCUCAAGGGCACAGCACCGGGGGUGGUCAGGCUGGGCCUAUCGAAACCUUUGCCCAGUUGCCGGCAGAGCAAGGAAUCGGUCGGGACUUAGGCCGGUUUUUCGUCGGGUGGCGGGUCGAGUGGAAUGACGACGUGAGCGACCAGGGUUGCCACUGAUGCCAGAGUUAUCCGAAUUCUUUAAACUGUGUACCUACACCCAAACAACCCGACGCAACUACAAGUUGUAUUAA